CCCGACAGCCCUAUGGUGUGCCGGUGCCCGUUCGUGCGGAGACGGAGGCGGCGCCGGCGGCCGCCCGGCACGGCGAGCGCUUUUUCGGUCAAGGCCAUGGCUCCUCGGCUGCAGCUGGAGAAGGCGGCCUGGCGCUGGGCGGAGACGGUGCGGCCCGAGGAGGUGUCGCAGGAGCACAUCGAGACCGCCUACCGCAUCUGGCUGGAGCCCUGUAUCCGAGGCGUGUGCAGUCCCAACUGUGAGAGGAGGAAGAAGAAUUCCUUUGUGGGCCUGACUAACCUGGGAGCCACCUGUUAUGUCAACACCUUUCUCCAGGUGUGGUUCCUCAACUUGGAGCUUCGGCAGGCACUAUACUUAUGCCCAAGCACCUGUGCUGACUACAAGAUGGGAGAUGGUGUUCACGGAGGAAAAGAUUAUGAGCCUCAGACAAUUUGUGAGCAUCUACAGUACUUGUUUGCUUUGUUGCAAAACAGUAACAGGCGAUACAUUGAUCCUUCAGGAUUUGUUAAAGCCUUGGGCUUGGAUACUGGGCAACAGCAGGAUGCACAAGAGUUUUCCAAGCUCUUUAUGUCACUGUUGGAAGACACUUUGUCUAAACAGAAGAAUCCAGAUGUUCGGAACAUCGUGCAGCAGCAGUUCUGUGGGGAGUAUGCCUAUGUGACUGUUUGCAACCAGUGUGGCCGAGAGUCUAAGCUUUUAUCGAAGUUCUAUGAACUGGAGUUAAACAUUCAAGGCCACAAGCAGUUAACAGACUGCAUCUCCGAAUUCCUGAAGGAAGAAAAAUUAGAAGGAGACAAUCGAUACUUCUGUGAAAACUGUCAAAGCAAACAGAAUGCUACAAGGAAGAUUCGACUUCUAAGCCUCCCUUGCACUCUGAACUUGCAGCUGAUGCGUUUUGUGUUUGACAGGCAAACUGGACACAAGAAGAAGCUCAACGCCUACAUCGGCUUCUCGGAGAGUCUGGACAUGGAGCCUUAUGUGGAGCACAAAGGUGGGUCCUUCGUGUAUGAGCUCAGCGCAGUCCUCAUCCACAGAGGAGUGAGUGCUUAUUCUGGCCACUACAUUGCCCAUGUGAAAGACCCUCAAUCUGGAGAAUGGUAUAAGUUCAACGAUGAGGACAUAGAGAAGAUGGAGGGGAAGAAAUUACAACUAGGGAUUGAGGAAGAUCUAGCAGAACCUUCUAAAUCUCAGACCCGUAAACCCAAGUGUGGUAAAGGAACUCACUGCUCUCGAAAUGCAUACAUGUUGGUUUAUAGACUACAAACCCAGGAAAAGAACCACACAACGGUUCAAGUCCCAGCCUUUCUUCAAGAGCUGGUAGAUCGGGAUAAUUCCAAGUUUGAGGAAUGGUGUGUUGAAAUGGCUGAGAUGCGCAAGCAGAGCGUGGACAAGGGCCGAGCGAAGCACGAGGAGGUGAAGGAGCUGUACCAAAGGUUGCCUGCUGGAGCUGAGCCCUAUGAGUUUGUCUCUCUUGAAUGGCUGCAGAAGUGGUUGGAUGAAUCAACACCCACCAAACCUAUUGAUAAUCAUGCUUGCCUGUGUUCCCAUGACAAGCUUCAUCCAGAUAAAAUAUCAAUCAUGAAGAGAAUAUCGGAAUAUGCGGCUGACAUCUUCUACAGUCGAUAUGGAGGAGGUCCGAGACUAACUGUGAAAGCCCUGUGUAAAGACUGUGUUGUAGAACGCUGUCGUGUACUGCGCCUGAAGAGCCAACUGAACGAAGAUUACAAAACAGUGAAUAAUUUGCUGAAAGCAACAAUGAAGGGCAAUGACGGAUUUUGGGUGGGAAAGUCUUCCUUGCGAUGCUGGCGCCAGCUGGCUCUUGAACAACUAGAUGAGCAAGAUGGUGAGACUGAGCAACGCAACGGGAAGAUGAACGGGAGUCCCUUCAGCAAAGAUGAAUCAAAGGAAGAAAAAAAAGAAGAGGAGGAGGAAUUAAAUUUUAAUGAAGACAUUCUGUGUCCUCAUGGGGGGUUAAGCAUAUCUGAAAAUGAAAGAAGGCUCGUUUCUCCAGAGGCUUGGAGCAAACUGCGGCAGUACUUCCCGAAGGCCCCUGAGUUCCCAAGUUACAAAGAGGGCUGCUCACAAUGCAAGAUAUUGGAACGGGAAGGUGAAGAAAAUGAAGCCUUGCAUAAAAUGAUUGCAAAUGAGCAGAAGACCUCACUUCCAAAUUUGUUCCAGGACAAAAACAGACCAUGUCUCAGUAACUGGCCAGAGGGUACAGAGGCUCUCUAUAUUGUGUCACACUUCUUUUUAGAUGAAUGGCGGAAAUUUGUUAGAAAGCCUGCAAGGUCUACUCCUGUGUCAUCAAUUGGGAACUCGGCCCUUCUGUGUCCACAUGGAGGACUCAUGUUUACAUUUCCUUCCCUCACCAAAGAAGACUCAAAACUUAUAGCUCUCAUAUGGCCCAGCGAAUGGCAAAUGAUUCAAAAACUCUUUGUUGUGGAUAAAGUAAUUAAGAUCACAAGAAUUGAAGUGGGAGACGUAAACCCUUCUGAAACACAGUAUAUUUCUGAGCCUAAUCUCUGUCCAGACUGUAGAGAAGGCCUGCUGUGCCAGCAGCAGAGGGACCUACGAGAAUAUACCCAAGCCACCAUCUAUGUCCACAAAGUUGUGGACAACAAAAAGGUGAUGAAAGACUCAGCUCCAGAGUUGAAUGUGAGUAGUUCUGAGACAGAAGAGGACAAGGAAGAAGCUAAGCCAGAUGGAGAGAAAGAUCCCGACUUUAAUCAAAGCAAUGGAGGUACCAAGCGGCAAAAGACAUCCCAACAGGGGUAUGUGGCCUACCAGAAGCAGGUCAUCCGGCGGAGCACGCGGCACAGGAAGGUGCGAGGAGAGAAGGCUCUGCUGGUGUCUGCUAACCAGACACUAAAAGAACUGAAGAUUCAGAUCAUGCAUGCAUUUUCAGUCGCUCCCUUUGACCAGAAUUUGUCAAUUGAUGGAAAGAUUUUAAAUGAUGACUGUGCCACUCUUGGUACCCUCGGCGUCAUUCCUGAGUCUGUCAUUUUACUAAAGGCUGAUGAACCAAUUGCAGACUACGCUGCAAUGGAUGAUGUCAUGCAAGUUUGUAUGCCGGAAGAGGGCUUUAAAGGUACCGGUCUGCUUGGACAUUAGUUUUUGACCACUUGCUGACUGCCAAGGAAUGACCAGAAAGGAAGAAGAACUUGACAUGUUAGGGCAUUAAAGAAAAUGUGGAUUUAAGAAUUAAACUUAUUACCUGGCUCUUCCAAAAGGCAAAUCUCCAUUCAAAACAGACUGUCCCAAUUGCCUUAUGUCAAAUAAAGCAGAUUGCACUGAUGGACAUCAGACUUGAAGGAAAUGUUUCAGAUUUUCUAUUUAAGUGGUGGUGGGAGGGAGGGGGUGAGUAAGGACUGAGCAAGCAGAGUAGCAGUAAGAGUAAAUCAUGUUUACACACGAGAUUUAGAGUCCCAGGAGGGAAUCAAGUCCUGGCUUCAUACAGAUGCCCUGGUCAGGAGCGGAUUUGUGUUGCAGUACAUGGACCAGCAUCCUGCUCUGAACUCCAGAUGACUGUCUAGAGACACAACCUGCUAAACAAUACCUGUGUUUAAACCAUACUCAUCUUUGAAUAAAGCAUGAAAGUGAAGGACUUGUCAACAUGGAACAUAUCUUCAGAGCUCUACUUCUGCAGGUCAGCCACAGCCCUGCCACCUGCUCGCUGUGUCAGCGCUGGGUAGAGGGCAUCUGUAUUUUUUUUUGUCAAGCCAGGGACUGUCUCAGUUUUCCUCCAUCAUUUCAGAGAUGGUAGGAAAUGUUCAGUGUGUAGUGGCAACAAAGCAAGUAUUCCCUGAACAUUUGAAAAACACGACGGAAGAAUACAAGCUGGACAGAAGCUCAGUAGGACAACACGGGGUUUUCAUAGACUCGGUCAUCCCAUUCUUCAGCUCCGCUUUCCUCGGGACCUCACUUCUCUUUCUGAAAACCAUUCUUAGGACAUGCCCCUAGGGGGUUUGAAAAGAGUGUACAGGGUGUGCUGUCUCAUCCAGCUCAGGACUAAAUAGUCUAAGCAGCAUCUGUGUCUGCAGAAACAAAGGUUUUACCAGAGCGUGGGGUUGGGUUGCGUUGAUUGGCUUUUAGUGUUUUCCCUAUUGAGUGGAUAUGUUUGUGGCUCAGAUGGUAACAUAAUCCUUUUGUUAAUUUUUUUUUUUUCUUUUUAAACCUCUAGUUUGUCCAAAAUCUUUAACUGGUGUAUAAGAGCUGAUUUCAACAUUAGCAUAUUUUGAUAGCUUUCUGCCAGUGCUUAUGGCUGCUGAGUAAAACUCCCAAUGUGGUGUUUGUAUUUGCAAUAAAGAGUGUUGUGGAGGUGGAGAAAAGUCUGGGGCAGAGCCAGAGAGCUGCACACCUUCCCGGACAGAGCUCCUGCCUUCGGACACAGGGACUCAAGUGACCCUGGUUUCCAGAUCCCUCCUUUACUGAGCACCACAGAGAUGGGACCAAACCUCACCUGAAAGAGCUUACCCUUUCCCAAGGCCAAGAUGAGUAAAAUGUCACCAAGUAUGUGACAAAUGACCUUUACCGUCCAUACAAAAAAGCCUGGAGUUUGUGGCCGUGUGACAGAGCCUCAGCACCCCAAAAAGGUCGUGGGGAUAAGUGACAAGCUGUGGUUCCCUCCUUUCCCUGGGAUUUGGUGUGCACAAGCCAGUAGUUGUGACACUUGUAAGGUGUGCUGCAUAGGCAUCCUUCCUUUCCUUCACAUGAUGGUAACAAAGAAAUAGCCCUUAACCCUAGGCAGACAGGUGCAGGUGGGCACACCCAGCCUCGUCGUGCUGGAACGUGCUUCGUCUGCCCCAGCAACCUGUGUGGCUCCUCCAGGCCCUUAAUUGGAGCUGUAGCUCAGGCCCCCACCACUGAACAAGACCACUCCUGAGAAGCCUGGGAUCCCUGGGCUGCAGUUUCUUCACAGCUUGAAGCAGACAAAUCUCAGAGAAUGUGCACUUGUAUUUAACAGCCGCCAUGUUCCUGCGUACUAAUACAUGCCUUUUGGUUAUCUUCUGAGCUGGGAUGACCUUAAAGCGCAGGCUAGCUGUUCUACUGGGUUCUAAAGCUGCACUCAGAAACCACUUAAAGCCAGAUCAUGACACUCCAGGCUUCCCCGUAGUAGGCUUCCUUUUUCUUUCCCAGACAGGGUCUGCUGUAACCCAGGCUGGCCUUGGAGUCACUGUAUAACCAGGACAACCUUAACUUCUGAUCUUCCUGCUGCUUCCUCCCAGGUGCUGGGAUUGCAGGCAUGUGGCCACUGUGACAGGUUUCAUGUGGUGUGCUAAAGCCCAAGCUCAGGGCUUCGUGCACGCUAGAUAAGCAUACUGACCUACACCCCCAGCUCUCCUCUGUACAUUUCUGAUCAUUCUUUAAUCCCAAGCAAAUGUGUAGUCUUCUAUGCUUAAAUGGUUCUUUUGCCAUUAUCAGACAUGUAGGCUAUCAUUUGAAGUCUUACUCCCUGAGAAAACCACCUUUUCUGUAUUUAUGAACUUUACUGUUGAAAAUCACUGUUAACCUUUCUGCCAAAUUAAAGACACUUGUGUCUCUGUUUCCACCGA
Molecule: messenger RNA, 5552 nt
Organism: Psammomys obesus (fat sand rat)
Lineage: Eukaryota; Metazoa; Chordata; Mammalia; Rodentia; Muridae
Gene: Usp48
Product: ubiquitin specific peptidase 48
Exons: 28
Coding region: 13-3111 (1032 amino acids)
Biological process (GO): protein deubiquitination
Cellular component (GO): nucleus; cytosol
Molecular function (GO): cysteine-type endopeptidase activity; protein binding; cysteine-type deubiquitinase activity
Source: RefSeq, a predicted model, not a curated record